AUGGGAAAUGUCAUUGCGGCUCCUAUACCUAGCCGCAUUUUAUCUGUGGAAGAGUAUAUAAACGAUAUACCAGAUUUGCAGUUUGUUCAGAGUUUGGGAAGUACUCGGUUUAUGAAAGUAGCAAGAGUAAAUUUUAAAGAUGGACCCGCUGUCUGUAAAGUGUUUCUUCCUUAUGAUCCGUCGUUUUCUGUUGAGCCCUACACGAAGCAGGUUGAACAUCUCGGGACUUUUUUGGCAAACGAACCGAACUGCUUGCCAUACAAGAAGGUCACGCAACGUUGUGCGGUUUUAUUGCGACAGUUUCAAAAGCAGAACUUAUACGACCGUUUAGGUACCAGACCAUUUUUGACUGAUGUGGAAAAGAAGUGGAUUACCUUCCAGUUAUUCAAAGCUUUAGCUCAAUGCGAAAGUACCGGUACUUGCCACGGGGAUUUAAAAACACAAAACAUAUUGGUGUCUAGUUCAUCGUGGAUUUAUAUAACUGAUUUUGCAUCUUAUAAACCUGCUUGCCUUCCAUCCGAUGAUCCUUCGUAUUUUCAUUUCUUCUUUGAUACAAGUCGCCGAUUAAGUUGUUAUCUUGCUCCUGAACGUUUUCAACCAAGCCAGGAAAUAAAAACACAUCCAACAUUGCCUGGAGACUUUAUGGACGUUUCCAAAGGACUGACGCCCAAUAUGGAUGUUUUUUCGGCUGGAUGUGUUCUGAUUGAGCUUCUGACUGAAGGCCGCAUACCGUUUACUUACGAGAGUAUAAUCAGAUACAAAGAGGCGAAGAAAGAUGACGCUAAUCAACUAAUACAACAUAUUUUGGAAUACAUUCCUGAAGAAUGGAGAUCGUUGAUUGGGUUGAUGUUAGAUAGAAAUCCUAAGAGACGGCCAUUAGGUUCGGAAAUUUUACGUCAUUAUGCAUCAGCUUUGUUCCCUAACGUUUUUGACCGUUUUGUUUACAACUAUAUGCUUGCUUUCCGACCACGCUUUAACCCACCCGGUGUGGUUCCUGAGGAACCGAGUGAGGGUGUUACUGCUGUUAUGGAACCCGAUGAUGUGAUUGCUAAGGUUUAUACUGAUCUCAAUAUGAUUUUGGGGAAGCUGGGCGAAAAUUGCAAUGGUUCUGCUCAAACUUCUGCUUCAAUAUUGUUCAUAUCAUUAAUCACGUCUAACAUCAGAAUGCUGAAGUCGUUAAGUGCUAAACUUACGGCAAUGGAAAUAUUGCGACAGUUGGCUGUGAUAACUGAACCGUCCGUUGUUGCUGACAGAAUAGUUCCAUAUUUAAUGAGUUUUCUCUCCGACUUCUGCGUCCAAGUUCGAGUUGAAGCUAUAUAUGCCAUCACUACCGUUCUUUCUUCUAUAAAAGAAAUACCUGUUAACGAAAACCGUCUUUUUGUGGACUAUAUUUUUCCAAGACUGGUCACUGGGUUGUUGGAUUCAGUAAACUGUUUUAAGAAGGUGCUUUCCAUGGAUCAUGCCGUGCUCGUUCGCAUGUCACUGGCUUUAAAUUUGGGAGAAUUAGCAGAAACUUCUGUCAAGUUUUUGACUCAGUGCUCGAGGAAUUUAACAGAUGAUUUUUUGAAAGGAAGUUUAGCAGUUGAGGCGGAUGAUAAGGGGAAGAAAGAGGAGGUCCUUACUAGACAAGAAUUGGAAGCUUUACAUGAAGCUGUUAAUGAGAUCUUUGUCAAUUUGUGUGGAACGGAUAAUAAUGUUAAGCUUUCACUUGUUGUUCCUGAAUCGCUGGAGAAGCUUUGUCGUUUUUUCCAUCGCCAGAAGUCCACGGACGUUUUGCUGUCGCAUAUGAUAACUUUUCUAAAUGACAAAGUUGAUUGGCGCCUUCGAGCGACAUUUUUUCGGUGCUGCACAAUCACAGCUAAAUACGUGGGACGACAGAGCGCUUUUAUUUUACGUUCUCUUCUACAGCAGGGUCUGCGAGAUUAUGAAGAGUUUGUUCAGCUUAGUGCAUUACAAUGCAUAUAUGAGCUAUGCAAAGAACGACUGCUUGACAAGACGUCGAUUUAUAUGCUUUUGGAUGAUGUUGUGCCAUUUUUGGCCCACCCGAAUGAAUGGUUGCGUUUGGCUGUUGUAAAUAUUAUUUGUCUUCUGGAUAACAUUUUAAACAUUGCGGAUGUUUACUGCAAAUUGACACCUGCUGUUAGAGAAUAUCUAGAAGAAAAUUUGAUAAGAAUGAAUAAGAAGUUUACAGUAGCUUCUUGUUUAAAACCUCCUAUACCUCGAAACAUUUGGACAUAUGUUGUCGAGAAGACUCCUGUGGAUAAACUUCUAGAGUGCCUCAGUAACAAAAGGUUAUUAAUUUCUUUGGAUGGUGGAUCUCGAUCAAUUUUUGCGUCUGAAAGAAGCACGCUUCCUGCAGCAUCUUCAGUGGAGCCUUACUUGAACCAACUGAAAAGACUCGAUCUGACGGAUUCUCAAGAAGAAAAACUUAUCAAAUUUAAGUCUAUUCUACCAAAAAUGUGUAACUUUCGUUCAAGCUUCGAUGCAAGGCUUUCACCUGAUACAGAGAAUGGCAUAUUGGAUCUUGGCAACUUGCUUACCAAUGUUAAUCUUAGAGAAUUUGAUUUUAAUACUGGAGAGCAGAAAAAUCCUGAAGUUACCUUGAGAAGUGUAGGGAGCAUGGAGGCUAAUAACUUUUUUCUAAGCGAACCAGGAAGUAUUCGUCAGAAUUCAUACGGUGUUUACAUGCAAAGCGGCGGAACGACCUGUUCAGGGACCUUACGCUCGUCUACUAGUAUAGUUCAACUUUCCGAAUUACUGACACACAAGAGAGAACGGUACAUGAAGUGCCGACGUUUAAUUUCGUCUGUUAGCUCCAGAAUUUCUGCUACUCCCAACUCAUUAAAACGAACGAGCGUGCCGUCGUCAUUGCGGGGGACGAGAUUGAUCGCUCAUUUACACGAACACGGUGAUGCGAUUACAAGUAUGAGUGUGAAUGCCGCCGGAACUUCCUUUGCAAGUGCAUCUAGCGAUGGAACGAUUAAAAUUUGGUCUUUUUCCAAAUUUACUGGUCAGCUCACUGGAGCAAUUAGAGCAGAUGCAACAUAUGUUUACAAAAGGAAAAUAUUUUCAAUUGAAUACCUCCGACACGUAGAUGACAAUCUGGCUAUAGCAGCUGAAGAUGGGACGAUUAAUGUUAUCGAUGCGAGAGGACUUGUACUUGUAAAACGAACUAAAAUAGAAGAAGAUGAUGGUCCACCAGUACAGUUAUUUGCUGCUGAUAAUUUGCUGUAUGUGCUCACUCAUCAUGGCAAUGUGUAUUGCUUAGACUGCAGGGUCGCAACGAAACCUGUGACUCUGUGGAACAUCAAAGCAAAAAAUAAAUAUGGUUUGAUUACCUCUUUUUGUGUUGAUCCGAGUGGUCGGAAUUGGAUGGGUCUUACAUCAACUGGAGGAUGGUUAAUACUGUGGGAUCUUAGGUUUGGUCUCCAGGUGAAAGAUUAUAGGCACUCUUGUAGCUUAUUGGGGUGUUGGCCUGGUUAUCCUCUAUAUCCUAAUACUCCUUUUAAAGAAGUGUGGACGGCGUCUUCCGAUAAUGGUGAAUUGUCACGCUGGGAUUUGGAGACUGGUGAACUUUCUUGUGCAAUUUGGCCUUGUCCUGAAGAGCCAAUUUUUAGCCGCGCUAAGGACAGUAAGUUAGUCACUACUGCGCUGACCACUUGCGGUCAAACAGGUCGGGUAUUUACCGGAGAUAGUUUUGGCGCAAUCAGGUCGUACAACUUAUCAAAUGAAAAGGAAUGCUAUUACCUAUCUGGGCCAGAACGUAGAACAGCUGAGGAGAUUACUGCAGUCGGCGAUUCAGCCAAGAGUAUAAAGUUUGGAAGGACUACGAAAGAUGCAGUAGACGUUAUCUAUCAGUUUCCCCGUGAAUUGAAAGGACGGGCCAGUUCAACAGCACCAUAUGCCAACCCGUUGAGUAAUCAGGUCACCAUUUGUCACCAAAGUGCUGUAUCGGAAAUCUUUUGCCGCGAUGAAUUUCUAGUUUCGUCUAGCAGAGAUGGCAUUAUUAAAGUGUGGCGGUGA
Molecule: messenger RNA, 4023 nt
Organism: Enterobius vermicularis (human pinworm)
Lineage: Eukaryota; Metazoa; Nematoda; Chromadorea; Rhabditida; Oxyuridae
Source: the annotation of a GenBank genome assembly